AUUCUCCACUACUCCAGCAAUGCUCUCUAAAAUCGCUACCAGAUCAUUCUCUUCUACUGCUGCCAACGCACACAAGGUCGCCGUCUUGGGUGCCGGUGGUGGUAUCGGUCAACCUCUUUCCCUCUUGUUGAAGUUGAACCACAAGGUCACCGACUUGGCCUUGUACGACUUGAGAGGUGCUCCAGGUGUGGCUGCUGACGUUUCACACGUGCCAACCAACUCUACCGUCAAGGGCUACAACCCAGACCAAUUGGCCGAAGCCUUGACCGGUGCUGACGUCAUUGUCAUCCCAGCCGGUGUCCCAAGAAAGCCAGGUAUGACUAGAGACGACUUGUUCAACACCAACGCCUCCAUUGUCAGAGACUUGGCCAAGGCUGCUGCUGAGAACGCUCCUAACGCUGCUGUUCUUGUUAUCUCCAACCCAGUCAACUCCACUGUCCCAAUUGUGGCUGAAGUAUUCAAGUCCAAGGGCGUUUACAACCCAAAGAAGCUUUUCGGUGUAACCACUUUGGACGUGUUGAGAGCCUCUAGAUUUGUUUCCGAAAUUGCCGGAACCAACCCUGUCAACGAAAAGGUCACCGUUGUCGGUGGUCACUCCGGUAUCACCAUUGUGCCACUUUUGUCUCAAACCAACCACAAGGACUUGGACACUGAAACUAGAGAUGCAUUGAUCCACAGAAUCCAAUUCGGUGGUGACGAAGUCGUCCAAGCCAAGGAUGGUGCUGGUUCUGCCACUUUGUCUAUGGCCCAGGCUGGUGCUAGAUUUGCCGGUGCUGUUCUUGACGGUUUGUCCGGCGAAAAGGAUGUCAUUGAGCCAUCUUUCGUCGACUCCCCAUUGUUCAAGAGUGAAGGUGUUGAAUUCUUCUCUUCCAAGGUCACCUUGGGCGUUGAAGGUGUCAAGACCGUCCACCCAUUGGGCGAAUUGUCCAACCACGAAGAAGAAUUGGUCAAGACCGCUAAGGAGACCUUGAUCCUGAACAUCAAGAAGGGUGUUGAAUUCGUCAAGCAGAACCCAUAAGUAGAGUGCUGAUGUAUAUACGUUAUGUCUCAUCUAUGAAUGAAUGAGUAUGAAAAAGCGAUUGUAGAGUAGUUUGUCAAGCAGUAUUGAUCAAAUUAGAUUGUUAAUUUUAACUCAAUUGAGUCUAUUCUGCUCGAUUUAAUACAAUACUUUCAAGCAAGUACAAGCCAUAGUCCAGAGAAGUUGAGAUCAAAUUGAUCUCAUAGAUCACACUUCUAGCCGAGGAAGAAGGAGAGAAAACUGUCU
This is a messenger RNA of Scheffersomyces stipitis CBS 6054, 1264 nucleotides long. RefSeq names its product malate dehydrogenase (gene MDH1-1). Gene Ontology annotation, cellular component: mitochondrion; cytoplasm. The transcript has a single exon. Lineage: Eukaryota; Fungi; Ascomycota; Pichiomycetes; Serinales; Debaryomycetaceae. The coding region runs from base 20 to 1018 and encodes 332 amino acids. The record is from RefSeq and is a predicted model, not a curated record. Gene Ontology annotation, biological process: malate metabolic process; tricarboxylic acid cycle. Gene Ontology annotation, molecular function: L-malate dehydrogenase (NAD+) activity.